Molecule: messenger RNA, 1439 nt
Organism: Halichondria panicea
Lineage: Eukaryota; Metazoa; Porifera; Demospongiae; Suberitida; Halichondriidae
Exons: 9
Coding region: 57-1142 (361 amino acids)
Source: RefSeq, a predicted model, not a curated record
UUUAGGACAAGUGAGUGGGUCAUGUGACUUUCCUUCAGCGAAUCAGUCAUCAAGCAAUGAAGUUCUGUGUGUAUCUAGCUGUAUUUAUUCUAGGCCUUCCUGUGACCUAUCACAUGCCCAUGCUAGCAUCGGUUACUGUUGAUGUGAAUGAAAAUGAAGUCACUUGCACCUAUCUUAACAGAGACGAUAAUUCUCGAUUGAGUUAUUUGAUAAUUAAAUUUGACAACAUGACUUGUGACGUCCUCAACUCAGCCAAUGAUUGCCUAGAAACACUUAAAGCUAAAGGAGUUAUUCAAAUCACAGAUAGUUAUCCCUGUACAAGAGUUUCUGGUAGUGAUCAGGUACAUUGCUUGAUUGAUCUCGCUCGUGUUAAAAAAGUCUGCUGCCGACUGGAUUCUCAAAUAAUAUGCUCCCCUACCCCUAUGUUGUCACCAGCAACUACGCUAUUACCAGCUGGCUCAACCUCAACAACAGACACAGGCGAAACAAUCACUAAAUCUACUAAUGAAUGGUCUUCUGGGAAAGUGGCUGGCGUAGUGAUUGCCCUGGUUGUCCCAGGGCUAGUUCUGAUCCUGAUUACUGUCGUUUGCUGCUGGCAAAGAUUUAGGAACAGUUGUACAGCAGCCUGCCAGACAGUUUGCCGGCGAAGAUUUGGAAACAGUCGUACAGCAGCAGUUGUAGUGAACCAAGACGGACAAGUACCCACCCCUGUAGCGAACCAAGAUGAACAAGUACCCCCCCAACCUAAUGAUGGCACCAUUACUGAGCAAGGCACCGAGGAAACUCCUUCACGCAUAGGUCCGCCAUCGACAGCAAUUUAUCGUGAAUUAAACGAAGGCAAUAGUGACGAAGGCAAUAGUGAAACCAUACAACAAACAGUACCCUUUCAUGAAAAUACGUCUGCAGUCAGUCAGUCAGUCAUGUUUGAGCCUGAAGGGAAUGACAGUAAGCCCGAAAUACGCAAGGAAGAAAACAACGCGUUGACGGAGGAUAUACAAGAAACCAAUGCUGCUGCACCCGACCAAUUGUUUAUUUACAACCAACCACAUAAGAAGGAAGAGGAAGAGAGCAUAUUAAUUAAUAGUUCAUGCCUGGUACUUUUGAAAGAACCAGAACAAUGUGAACAAGAAUCAGAAGCUUAAGGAUGAGACUGCAAUUGGAAUGGAAUCAAUUAAUAUCUGUCGACUAUAGCAUCCAUUAUUUGUAUUUAGUUACUAGUAGCCCAGAAUCAAGCAAUCUGAUUGGUCAGUACAGGGUUUAUAUUUCCCAUAUUAACCUGUAAAUUCUCAUAUAAACCUGUAAUUUUCAUGUUCACAACAACCAUUCAUUAUUAAUUUUUGUGUUUUUCAAACAUGUUUUUUGUAGAUUGUAUUAUAAAAAACAAUGAGAAGUAACUGUUCUGUUUUUGGUAAUGACAAAAAAUUAUAAUGUUCAGUCGC